AUGGCUGCCGGCGGCUGUUUCUGCGGCAAAGUGCGAAUCCAGUUGAAUGGACAGCCUCUAACCACAGGACUAUGUUACUGCGAUGAUUGUCGCAAACUCACUGGAGCUCCCUUCACCUACAAUCUACUGGUCAAGACGACCGACAUGGAGAUCUCCGGCAACCCCAAAGAAGUGGCCAAGGCCGCCGACAGUGGUAAUGACAUUCGGAAUUAUUUCUGUCCAGACUGUGGAACACCGCUGUAUGGAGUGAAAAUCAAGGAUGGAGAGCCUGAUGGGAUUAUCGUCCUUCGGUCGGGGAUUAUGGACGAUCCUCGACUGCUGAGACGAAAGCCCGACGCGGAAAUCUUCACGGAUCGCAGACCUCCCUGGUUAGCGCCGGUGGAGGGAGCGGCGCAAUUCAGUGGCAUGCUGCCUCUCAAUGAUUGA
Penicillium salamii is the source of this 426-nucleotide messenger RNA. Lineage: Eukaryota; Fungi; Ascomycota; Eurotiomycetes; Eurotiales; Aspergillaceae. The record is from the annotation of a GenBank genome assembly.